GUGGUAUUAGGAGCAAUGUGUUAUGCUAUCUGAUGAUUAGAUGAAUAGAGGAGCGUCAUCAAGUAAAAGCAAGUUAGAUAAAGGAUUUGAUUGCGGGGAAAAACUUCCCAAGGUGAAUUGGCAGCAGCAUGCAGCAGCUUUUGACAACUUCACGUGUCAAGAUAAGUACUUGAGCUCUGGUUUCCUCUACUCCUUGGAAUCACAAAAACCUCAACCCGAAGGAAUGCUGUGUCCAAGGCCUAUGACCUGUAAUAUUCAAAGAAAUGGAAGGCUACAAGGUUCCGUGGUCGAGAAGGCAUGGAAUAUUCUUUCCAGAAACCACUUGACAUGCAGGAAUUAUUUAAGACCUGGAAUAACGGCUUCAGUUCCUAAUCAUGCAAAUCAGUUCCCCUCCCAGGCGUCAGAUUCAUGCAAUACUAUACAAAAAGCACCUCACUUCCAAAAAUCUGGAGCCUCAGCUCAUGAAAAUUUGUAUACACAUAAUUAUGGAUCUGAUUCACCACAUGGAGCGAACAAUGGGGUUACCACUUCUCUAAAUUGUACAAGGAAUUCUUUCAUGAAUGGUGGUAUCUGCAAUAAUAAUGUUGAUGCAGCUCCAAACGUGGUGCAACCGGGUAUGAGAAAAAUGCAGGUUCCCUGUGGUUCCUCUAAUGAAGGUUUGGGAACCCCUCACAAUGCUUCGACUAAGUAUGGGGAUAAAUAUGUUGAAGAAAACUGUGAAGAUGUUAUGAAUGAUGAUAUUUUGGAGAAUAUUGAUGUAGACCAGAUAGUUAUGGAACACUACCAAAGCAAUGGCACACCUGAAGGAUCCACAUCUAAAUAUGCGGCUUUUACUCCAAUGGGGUUGACAAGUAAUGUCACAGGCCCCUGUGAAGAAACCAUUCCCUUGGAACUACGUGAAAACUGUUGUCAUGGAUUCAAACUCGGACUUUGUCCAGAAGCAACAACUCAUAUAAGGGAGAUGAAGGACAGACUAAUUGCUAUAUCAAACGAUCUUCUAGACAAUGUUGAGCUUACUUCAAUGCAGAUUGAAGAUCUUCGCCAUGAGCGGUUGCAUUUGAACAAACAGAUUCAGCAACUUGAAAAAUAUGCCUUCUGCUCAAACCAAGAUGAUGAAAAGCACAUAUCACAUCCUAUGACCUCGACAAUUGCUGCCAAGAAUUCCCAACCUGGAACUCCAGUAAUGACAUCAGGAGUAGAUUCAUUGAGCUCCUUUUCUCAAGUUCAUAUAAGAAAUGAAGCAGGAAGCUACGGAGGUUGGAGUACUCCAAUGCAGUUUUCUUCCAUGGAUAGGCUAAAUUCUCCACUACCACCAGCUGAAAGAGAAAUAUUUACUCCAAAGCUUCUGGACAUUAAUUAUACUGAAGGUUCUGUUGAUCCGAAGUGGAAGCGUAUGGACUUUCCAUGGACGAAGAAACUUGAGGCCAACAACAAGAAAGUGUUUGGAAAUCAUUCCUUCCGCCCUAGUCAAAGAGAGGUGAUCAACGCGACAAUGAGUGGUUGUGAUGUUUUUGUUUUAAUGCCAACUGGUGGGGGAAAGAGCCUAACAUACCAGCUUCCUGCUCUAAUUUGUCCAGGAGUCACGCUGGUAGUUUCUCCUCUUGUUUCACUUAUCCAGGACCAAAUAAUGCAUUUGAAACAGAGCAUAUUGCAUUCUGUUGAUUUUUUAGAUAUAACAAUGAUAUUGUGAUUAANCGCCAAUAUGGAGUGGACCGAACAACAGGAAAUCUUUAGAGAACUAAUGUCCAGUGUCUGUACAUACAAGUUGUUGUAUGUUACUCCAGAAAAAGUUGCAAAAAGCGAUGUUUUGUUGAGGCACUUGGACAGUUUAUAUUCUCGUGAAUUACUUGCUAGAAUUGUCAUAGAUGAAGCUCAUUGUGUAAGCCAAUGGGGACAUGAUUUUAGACCGGAUUAUCAGGGCCUUGGCAUUUUGAAACAGAAGUUUCCCAAUACUCCUGUGCUGGCCCUAACUGCUACAGCAACCGCUAGUGUCAAGGAAGAUGUUGUUCAAGCUCUUGGCCUUGAGAAUUGCGUCAUUUUUAAACAAAGUUUCAACCGCCCAAACUUAUCGUAUUCUAUCAUGCCCAAGACAAAGAAGUGCUUGGACGACAUGGAUAAAUUUAUCAAAGAAAAUCACUUUGAUGAAUGUGGCAUCGUUUAUUGCCUUUCAAGAAUGGACUGUGAGAAAGUGGCUGAAAAAUUGCAGGAAUAUGGACACAAAGCAGCAUUUUACCAUGGUAGCAUGGAUCCCCCUCAGCGAGCUUAUGUGCAAAACCAGUGGAGCAAAGAUGAAAUUAAUAUAAUAUGCGCAACUGUGGCAUUCGGGAUGGGUAUCAACAAACCUGAUGUCCGUUUCGUCAUUCAUCAUUCCCUUCCAAAAUCCAUAGAAGGCUACCAUCAGGAGUGUGGACGUGCUGGUAGAGAUGGUCUUCGUUCAUCUUGUGUAUUAUAUUACUCUUAUGGUGAUUACAUCCGAGUCAAACAUAUGCUGACUCAGGGAGUCAUUGAGCAAACUCCGUUAGCAUAUGGUUCAAGACGGGGUGCUUUUACAAACAAUGAUAGAGUACUGGAGACAAAUAUUGAGAACCUUUUGCGGAUGGUUAGCUAUUGUGAAAAUGAUGCAGAUUGCCGACGGCUAUUGCAGCUUAUACAUUUUGGCGAAAAUUUUAGUCCAGAAAACUGCAACAAGACUUGUGAUAAUUGUUUGAAAAUGUUGCAUUGGAUCGAGAAAGACGUCACAGAUAUUGCUAAACAACUGAUUGAACUUGUGAAGUCAACAGGACAGAAACACUCCUCAGCACACAUUCUGGAAGUAUUUAGGGGUUCUUUGAACCAAAAUAUAAAGAAGUACAAACACGAGACACUCAGCCUGCAUGGAGCUGGUAAACAUUUAGCCAAAGGUGAUGCUUCCAGGAUAAUGCGCCAUUUAGUUGUUGAGGACAUUCUUGUGGAAGAUGUCAAGAAAAGUGACCUUUACGGAUCUGUGUCAUCUAUCUUGAAGAUAAAUGAGUCUAAAGCAUAUAGUCUUUUCUCUGGCAAUCAGACUAUUGUUCUGAGGUUUCCUGCUGCUGUAAAGCCGUCUAAGUUGACACCAGCAAAGGGAUCACUGCUUCCAGAAAGAAGUCUUGAACAGAAUGAAAUAAAUAAUUUAUCAGCGAAGCUUUAUGCUUCUUUGCGUAUGCUUCGAACUAUACUUGUAAAAGAAGCUGGUGAGGGGGUCAUGGCCUACCACAUUUUUGGAAACGCCACAUUGCAGCAGAUUAGCAAGAGAAUUCCAAGAAACAAAGAAGAACUUCUUGAAAUAAAUGGCAUCGGAAAGGCAAAGAUAAACAAGUAUGGUGACCGAGUUUUAGAUACCAUAGAAUCUACAAUCAGGGAGUAUCAGAAGACAGUCAAGAACAGUAGCAGCGGUAGCAGCAAUGAGAGUGCAGAUGCAGCAAAGAGAAGGAGAGAAUCAAAAGGGUCCCACUCCAAUGCGCUCGAUGACGAUUUUGCCCCCACCACUACUCAAUCCAAGAAACGAGGACCAAAGUUGGGGUCUAAUAGUAUAUCAACAAACUAUGAACGUUGUAUAGAUGUUGAUUUGGAUGGAUAUGAAGAAGAGGUUGAGGAGUCUGCUUCAAGAACGAAGCAGCAAGAAUCCGGCAGAGUCUUGCCUCGGUGGUCAAAAACAGCAAGCAAACUGAAGAAUGGUUCUGUGAAUAAUUUAUUCAAGGAUUAUAUGUUCAAGAAGUAGUCUCAUUUCUUGCAUUAAAUGGAUGAAAAAUUUUGCUACUAACUUCAAGGUGUGUGGUUUGCUAGAUUGCGCCGUUAAUGGAACUGUUUAAUUUUGGUCGGAGGAGGUUAAUGUUAAUGGUUCUAGUGGAGAAGAAGCGUCAAGGUGUACAUUUUGUAUAAUAUAUGAAGAUUCUGUUAGAAUGCCGCUUCAUUUGUCCUUGUGAAAGAAAGAGCUAUCAUCUUCAGCAAUGCCUUCAAAAUCUUUCAAGCUUUUCGUCACAUUUGCCAUCAUUUAUAGUUAUUAUCAUCCCAAUAGUAGAAUGAUAAGCAAUACAGCUCUUGAUUGCGUGUCUUCAUUUCAGGGAAGAUUUUUCUUUUUUCGGCGGAGAAGGUGACGUACCCCGACCUAAUUGGCUAAUGGGCCCAAAGGUGCUUGAUAAACUGGACCCAUUAGACUGCUUGACCGGUUUUAGUCAUGACUUUACGGGACUGUUUUGUAUGCAAACAGAGCUUUUUAGCAGUGAAUACUGCGAAGGGAUUCAUAUUUAAAUUGGUUGAUUUUCCAACAUUGUAAUUAUGAAUAUAAAUUAAUUUGUGAUUCGUAUAGUCA
Molecule: messenger RNA, 4327 nt
Organism: Asparagus officinalis (garden asparagus)
Lineage: Eukaryota; Viridiplantae; Streptophyta; Magnoliopsida; Asparagales; Asparagaceae
Product: ATP-dependent DNA helicase Q-like 4A
Exons: 25
Biological process (GO): DNA replication; double-strand break repair via homologous recombination
Cellular component (GO): chromosome; cytoplasm; nucleus
Molecular function (GO): four-way junction helicase activity; ATP binding; 3'-5' DNA helicase activity
Source: RefSeq, a predicted model, not a curated record